Aspergillus candidus is the source of this 724-nucleotide messenger RNA. RefSeq lists its product as uncharacterized. The transcript has 2 exons. The record is from RefSeq and is a predicted model, not a curated record. Bases 36 to 659 code for a protein of 207 amino acids. Lineage: Eukaryota; Fungi; Ascomycota; Eurotiomycetes; Eurotiales; Aspergillaceae.
CCCAAAUCUCUUCCAAACCCCCUAUUAAAUAAAACAUGGCACCCAAACGCCCCCGAGACACUGACUCGAACCCGGCCGCCAAAAACCCCACAGAAUCGCAGAUCAAAAAGCGAAAAGGCUUCUCCGUCGGGCCUGAAAACCUGCCCGAUGGAACCUAUCGUCGCAAGGCGCAAAAAAUCAAAGCCGACCUGAUCCAAAAAGCCAAAGUCAAAAAAGCCUACGCCAAGAUCAAAGCCGCGCAGGAAGCGGACGCUCCGCGGAAGCCCGCCUACACAACUGAAGAUGACCAGAACGGCGACGGGCAGAACAAUGAUGAUGCAGAACCCGUGUCCCUCGAUCCCCACCCGGAGCGCGUGGCGAUGAUGAACGAACCCGCGCGCCCCAAGCGAGCGCCUCUACCGGAGAAUCCGAUGCCGAACAUGAACCCCCGAGAUCGUCGGCAGCGGAAGCCGAAGAAGUCGGCGUUUGCGAAGGAGUUGGAGAUUGCGGAGAAGAGGAAGCAGGAGGUUGAGAGGCGGCGGAAGGAGCGCGAGUUUAGGCAGAAUGAUCGGGAGGCGAUGGCGAGGGCGAAACGGCCGGAUCAGAAUGGGAAGAGGAGGUUAGGGAGGGAGAGUAAUGUUUUGCUGAGUCGGGUGCAGCAUUUGGUUGGGGAGUCGUAGGAGAUUUCAAUUUUUUACUUUUUUUUUUUUUGUUGGAGAUGGUGGUGGAUAUAUGGGGAGAAAAA